Messenger RNA from Clarias gariepinus (North African catfish), 857 nucleotides. It is a transcript of the gene odf3l2a, whose product is annotated as outer dense fiber of sperm tails 3-like 2a. The record is from RefSeq and is a predicted model, not a curated record. The transcript has 4 exons. Gene Ontology annotation, cellular component: cytoskeleton. NCBI's taxonomy places the organism in Eukaryota, Metazoa, Chordata, Actinopteri, Siluriformes, Clariidae. Bases 1 to 765 code for a protein of 254 amino acids.
AUGGCAGAAGAAGUGACAAGACCACAUCCUCUCAUUGCUGGUCGGGAGAGGGGGCCUGGACCAGGGCGAUAUGUUCUCCCUCCUACCAUCGGCUACAUAAACCACGACUACACCAAGCCCAGCAGUCCAGCGUACUCCUUUCACCGCCGCAUGAGCAGCAAAAUGCUGUCUGAAGACUCCAGUCCUGGGCCUCGGUACCACGUGGACAGCAAGAUCACUCGCUUCGGGAGAGAUGGCACUCCGUCGUACUCGAUGCUGGGUAGAAGGAAGUCCGGAGCCAAUACACUCCAAACACCGGGCCCAGGAGCCUACAGUCCGGAGAAAGCACCUCCGGUUAACUUGCAUCGCCGUCCACCGUCCCACACCAUGGGAUUCCGUACACGCUAUAGAAGCGUGGACGCUGUGCCCGCCCCCAACCGCUACACCCUGCCAAACCUGUUGGGCUCACGUAUUCCCAACAAGCCCUCCAGCGCCUGUUACUCCAUGUCCUGCCGGAUGAAAGCCGGGGCAUCUUCCGAGGACCUGGCAGCAACCCCAGGGCCGGCUCACUACAACAGAACGGACCCAAGCGUCUACAUGAACAGGCAGCCAUCUUUCUCCCUCCAGAGCCGUCAUAACAUCCCCACUGAUCCCAUGUGCAAGCCUAGCCCGGGCACUUACUUCCCAGAGAAAGUGACAGCACAUCUGCCCAGGCCACCGUCGUUCAGCAUGGGGGUGCGGCAUUCAGAGUUUGUCACACCUCUUGUCGUCGAAUUAACUGACUGAUUAACAACUACUUAUUGCUUAAUAACAAUUGAUGAAGAAAUGUUUUAUUAUAUGUGAAUUAUUUACAUAUUUUUUCCUUAGUUGACAUAUGA